AUAUAUUUCUUUUUACCUUUUUUUUAUUAUUUGCGAGGAAAGUUGGGAUAGUAACUGUGACCGUGCAGAUCGGCUGUUCACAAAGAGAAGCAAGGAUGCGAUUGCUGUUGGCAUCACUACUAGAUCGUCUGGGAGUGUAGUGUUAAAUCAGAUCAAGUCUCAUUUACUGGACUCCAGACUAAGAGGCUGCUCAGCAGAGACAAGUCAUCCCAAGUAACCAUGCAGCCAGAACUCAGAGGUGGAUAUGUUCCUUUGGUGGUGUUCCUUGGGGUUUGGAGUUUGAUAACUUUUACCCUUGUUGAUUGCUGUCCUAGCAAGUGUACCUGCACUGGUCCUAAUGUGGAUUGUCAUGGGCUUGGAUUAAAAAGUGUUCCUAAGGGAAUCCCAAGAAAUGCAGAGAGACUGGAUCUAGACAAAAAUAACAUUACAAGGAUCACAAAAAUGGAUUUUGCCGGACUGAAAAAUCUUCGCGUGCUUCAUUUAGAAGAUAAUCAGAUCAGCAUCAUAGAAAGAGGAGCAUUUCAAGAAUUAAAGCAACUGGAGCGAAUGCGCCUAAACAAGAAUAAACUACAAGUUCUCCCAGAGUUAUUGUUCCAGAAUACUGUCAAACUGACUAGACUAGAUCUCAGUGAAAACCAGAUACAAGGACUACCCAGAAAGGCCUUCCGAGGAAUAACUGAUGUUAAGAAUCUGCAACUGGACAACAACCAGAUCAGCUGCAUUGAAGAUGGAGUCUUCCGAGCCCUCCGUGACUUGGAAAUUCUUACUCUCAACAACAAUAAUAUCACACGCAUCCCACUUACCAGUUUCAACCAUAUGCCCAAGAUCCGCACCCUACGCCUUCACUCCAACUACCUUCACUGCGACUGCCAUCUCACAUGGCUUUCAGACUGGCUGCGUCAGAGACGAACCAUUGGCCAGUUCACCUUUUGCAUGUCGCCUGUUCAACUGAGAGGCUUCAAUGUGGCUGAUGUUCAGAAGAAGGACUUUGUCUGUCCAGGAUCCCAAAAUGAGCCUCCGUCAUGCAGUGCCAAUGCAGUCAGCUGCCCAUCUGCCUGUGCCUGCAGCAACAACGUGGUGGACUGUCGAGGGAAAGGACUAACUGAAAUCCCAGCCAAUUUACCAGAAGGCAUUAUUGAGAUACGACUAGAACAGAAUUCCAUCAAGAGUAUCCCUCCCGGAGCUUUCACUCAGUAUAAGAAACUCAAGAGAAUAGAUAUCAGCAAGAAUCAAAUAUCUGAAAUAGCAGCGGAUGCAUUCAGCGGAUUAAAAUCUCUCACUUCUCUAGUGUUAUACGGAAACAAGAUCACGGAAAUUCCCAAAGGGCUUUUUGAUGGCCUUGUGUCCCUUCAAUUGCUACUUCUGAACGCCAAUAAAAUAAAUUGCCUAAGGGUGAAUACAUUUCAAGAUCUCCAAAAUCUAAACCUACUCUCGCUAUAUGACAACAAACUGCAGACUAUCAGCAAAGGUUUAUUUGCGCCUCUUCAAUCAAUCCAGACUCUGCAUUUAGCGCAGAACCCAUUUGUGUGCGACUGCCAUUUAAAGUGGCUUGCUGAUUACCUGCAAGAUAAUCCAAUAGAAACUAGUGGCGCCCGAUGCACCAGCCCACGUCGCCUCGCCAACAAACGCAUCAGCCAGAUCAAGAGCAAGAAGUUCCGUUGUACAGGUUCAGAAGACUACAGGAGCAAGUUCAGUGGAGAUUGCUUUAUGGAUCUUGUUUGUCCUGAAAAGUGCCGCUGCGAAGGAACGAUUGUUGACUGUUCUAAUCAAAAACUCACCCGAAUACCCACGUAUCUCCCAGAAUACACUACAGAUCUACGCUUGAAUGACAAUGAAAUCUCAGUUCUCGAAGCUACAGGAAUAUUCAAGAAGUUGCCAAACCUUCGGAAAAUAAAUCUGAGUAAUAACAAGAUCAAAGAAAUCCGGGAAGGUGCCUUUGACGGAGCCGAUGGGGUGCAAGAACUUAUGUUGACAGGGAAUCUCUUAGAGUCUGCACACGGACGGACGUUUAGAGGCCUGCAUGGACUGAAGACGUUGAUGAUGAGAAGCAACCUGAUGACCUGCAUUAAUAAUGAUACAUUUGCCGGACUGAGCUCCGUGAGGUUACUUUCUCUGUAUGAUAACCGAAUCACCACCAUUACCCCAGGAGCAUUUAACACACUGGUCUCUCUGUCCACAAUUAAUCUGCUGUCUAAUCCAUUCAACUGUAACUGUCACCUUGCCUGGCUUGGAAAGUGGCUGCGAAAGAAGAGAGUUGUAAGUGGGAACCCACGCUGUCAGAAGCCUGAUUUUCUAAAGGAGAUUCCAAUCCAAGAUGUGGCUAUCCAAGAUUUCACUUGUGAUGGCAAUGAGGAAAGUAGCUGUCUUCCAGUAUUGCGUUGUCCUGAGCAGUGUACAUGUGUCGAUUCUGUGGUGCGCUGUAGCAACAAAGGACUCCGGGCGCUCCCUAAAAACAUUCCAAAGGAUGUGACAGAACUGUAUUUGGAAGGCAACCAUUUGACGUCAGUACCAAAAGAAAUUUCUGGGUUCAAGCAUCUAACAUUGAUAGACCUAAGCAACAACAGCAUCAGUGUGCUGUCCAACUAUACUUUCAGUAACAUGACCCAGCUAUCCACAUUGAUAUUGAGCUACAAUCGUCUAAGGUGUCUCCCAGUUCAUGCGUUUAAUGGUCUGAAGUCUCUCCGAGUGCUUACUCUUCAUGGAAAUGAUAUUUCUACUGUGCCAGAGGGCUCCUUUCAUGACCUCACUUCGCUGUCCCACCUUGCACUUGGUACCAAUCCGUUGUAUUGUGACUGCAAUUUGCGCUGGCUGUCUGAAUGGGUGAAAGCAGGUUACAAGGAACCAGGUAUCGCACGCUGUAGCGGACCAGAAGACAUGACUGAUAGGUUGUUGCUAACUACUCCAACGCAACGAUUUCAGUGCAAAGGUCCAGUAGACAUUAAUAUUGUGUCCAAGUGCAAUCCGUGCUUUUCAAACCCGUGUAGGAACAAUGGGACAUGCAACAGUGACCCAGUGGAAUUCUAUCGCUGCACAUGUCCAUAUGGUUUCAAGGGGAGAGAUUGUGACAUUCCGAUCAAUGCUUGCAUACAGAGCCCGUGCCAGAAUGGAGGGACCUGUCAUACAAACGACAACGAUAAAGAUGGAUUCAGUUGUUCUUGUCCUUUGGGAUUUGAAGGAGAGAAAUGUGAGAUAAAUCCAGAUGACUGCGAAGAUAAUGACUGUGAAAAUAAUGCCACGUGUAUGGAUGGAAUCAACAACUACGUGUGUCUCUGUCCACCUAACUAUACUGGUGAGCUAUGUGACGAAGUGAUUAACCAUUGUGUUCCAGAGCUGAACCCUUGCCAGCAUGACUCCAAAUGCAUCCAAGUUGAUAGGGGAUACAUGUGCGAAUGUUCCCCCGGAUUUAUAGGCCAACACUGUGAUAUUAAUGAAGAUGACUGUGUUGGCCACAAAUGUCGCCAUGGCUCACAGUGCAUGGAUGACAUUGGAGGAUAUACCUGCGUCUGUCCCCAAGGCUAUAGUGGCCUUUUUUGUGAACAUUCCCCACCAAUGGUUUUACUUCAGACCAGCCCUUGUGACAACUAUGAGUGUCAGAACGGGGCUCAUUGUAUUGUGGUACAACAGGAACCCAUCUGCCGCUGCUUGGCCGGCUUUGCAGGUCAAAGGUGUGAAAAGCUCAUCACCGUCAAUUUUGUGGGCAAGGAUUCCUAUGUUGAACUGAGUGGUUCCAAGGUUCGUCCCCAAGCAAACAUUUCCCUUCAGGUUGCUACAGAUAAAGACAAUGGCAUUUUGCUUUAUAAAGGAGACAAUGAUCCUUUAGCAUUGGAGCUGUACCAAGGACAUGUGAGGUUAAUCUAUGACUCACUGAGUUCUUCCCCAAGUACCGUGUAUAGUGUCGAAACCAUCAACGAUGGCCUUUUCCAUACUGUUGAGCUGGUAAUGUUGAAUCAAAGCUUAAGUUUAGUUGUGGACAAAGGGGUUCCAAAAAGCCUUGGGAAACUUCAGAAACAGCCCUCGCUAAACCAGAACACACCUCUUUAUCUUGGAGGAAUACCUCCAACAUCUGGUGUAUCUUCCAUGCGUCAGAGGGCAGAUCGCAUUCCUAUUGGUUUCAAUGGAUGUAUACAUGAUGUCCGAAUUAAUAAUGAACUGCAAGACUUCAUGGAGCUGCCCCCAGUUUCAAUAGGUGUUUUCCCUGGUUGCAAAUCAUGCAAUAUUUGCCAGCAUGGAUCGUGUCGGUCAAUGGAAAAAUCCAAUGUCAUCUGUGAGUGCCAUGCUGGGUGGACUGGACCUUUGUGUGAUCAAGAAGUUGGAGAUGCCUGCAUAAACCAUAAGUGUGUAAACGGAGAUUGUAUUGCUGAUGAUAAUGCUUACACAUGUAAAUGCAGUGAAGGCUACACAGGCAUGUACUGCGAUAAGAAGAACGAAUCUUCGAGCUCAUGCAGAAAUUCCAAAUGUCACCAUGGUCAGUGCAAAAUAUCUGAGAGGGGCGAUCCAUACUGCGAAUGCAACCCUCACUUUACUGGAGAGCACUGCGACACAGAAAAUGUUUGCAAAGGGGAGAUUAUCCGGGAGGUUGUACACAAGCAACAUGGCUACACAUCCUGCAGCACCACUGCUAAGGUACCACGCAUGGAAUGCAGUGGCAGCUGCAGUAACGGGCAUUGUUGCACUCCGCUACGAAGCAAGCGACGGAAAUAUAUGUUUCAGUGCAUGGACGGAUCCAUACUCUACGAAGAACUGGAGAGAUACGUUGAAUGUGGCUGUUCACAGUGUUUGUAAAAUCAUCUUUCAUAAGGAAAAUAAUAAAAUAAAAAAGGCAAAGGCAAUUGCAAUGCUGCAAUUAGUAAGAGAACUGUAUACUUUCAGAGUGAAGCCUGAAGAGAAGAAUAUUAAGUAUAUUGUAAAAUAAACAAAAAAUAGAACUUAUUUUUAUUAUUGAAAGUGACUAUUUUCAUUCUUUAUUAUAUAAAAUAUCGCACCACUUGGAUAUAUGUAUCAUAUAGGAAAUUAUUUCUACUGUUUUGUUUUUUUUAAAUACUACCAAAAAAUAAUAAAUAAUUCAUAGCCUAACAAAGAAAUAUUGGGUAAGUUUAUAUAAUUGAUUUUUAAGGAUGUGCCUCAAGUUUGAAAGCGUUGGUUGUACUAGAAGUAUUACAGCUCAUGCCCCUGAAUAUUUUUCUCAAGAAAUAUUUUCUUAACUGUGAAUGUGUUUGUUACAGAGAGAGAUUUGUAACAAGGAUGUAGGAGGACCUUUAGAUGUUUAGUAACAAAGAAAAGCAGUUAUUUAUGCCGGUGUGUCUAGUUUGUACUGUCAUUGUGAGUAUUUUGAUGAUGAAAUUAAACUGAAAUACUUGGACAUUAUCAAUUAAA
This is a messenger RNA of Spea bombifrons (plains spadefoot toad), 5373 nucleotides long. It is a transcript of the gene SLIT3, whose product is annotated as slit guidance ligand 3. The record is from RefSeq and is a predicted model, not a curated record. The transcript has 36 exons. The coding region runs from base 220 to 4782 and encodes 1520 amino acids. NCBI's taxonomy places the organism in Eukaryota, Metazoa, Chordata, Amphibia, Anura, Pelobatidae. Gene Ontology annotation, biological process: negative chemotaxis; axon guidance. Gene Ontology annotation, molecular function: Roundabout binding; calcium ion binding; heparin binding.